Molecule: messenger RNA, 342 nt
Organism: Odobenus rosmarus divergens (Pacific walrus)
Lineage: Eukaryota; Metazoa; Chordata; Mammalia; Carnivora; Odobenidae
Product: histone H2A-Bbd type 2/3-like
Exons: 1
Coding region: 1-342 (113 amino acids)
Cellular component (GO): nucleosome
Molecular function (GO): protein heterodimerization activity; structural constituent of chromatin; DNA binding
Source: RefSeq, a predicted model, not a curated record
AUGCCAGGGAAAAGGAGCCGUCGAGCGUCGUCCAGUGGCCAGAGGCGGACCCGCUCCCGCACUGCCCGAGCCGAGCUGUCGUUCUCCGUGAGCCUCAUGGAGCGUCUCCUGAGGGAGGGCCACUACGCCCAGCGCCUGGGCUCGUCCGCACCGGUCUUCCUAGCGGCCGUCAUCCAGUACCUGACGGCCAUGGUCCUGGAGCUGGCAGGCAACGAGGCCCAGAACAGCGGCGGGAGCCGCAUCACCCCGGAGCUCGUGGACAUGGCCGUCCACAACAACGCGCUGCUCAGCGGCUUCCUCGGGACUACGACCAUCUCCCAGGUGGCCCCGGACUCGGACUAG